AUGGCUGCAACGACGAGGUUGCAAGCUGCAACGGCGAGGCUGCUACCCAACAACGACGAGGCUACGAUGGUGAAGGUUGCAAGCUGCAACGGCGAGGCUUAUACCCGACGACGGCUAGGCUAUGACGGCGAGGUUGCAAGCUGCAAUGGUGAUGCUACGAUGGCGGUGCAUGAGGGAGGGUACGACAACGAGCUGAUGUUCGUUGAGAAUGAAUUAAAUGUUCAUACACGUACAUGGCCCUUCCGGUUUGACGUCCAAGGGUACAGAGGUGGACUCCCAGCCUUGCUCUACCGACCGGAGACAUGGACCAAGGUGAGCAAUAUAAUCUUUAUUGAUAGUCCUGUUGGGUCUGGGUUCUCGUACGGCACAUUGGAGGAAGGGUUCAUAUCUAGUGAUACCACGGCAGUUAAAAGGCUAGUCGUCUUUCUCAAAAAGUGGUUACGUGGACACCCCCAGUUCCUCUCAAAUUCACUUUAUGUUGGCGGUGAAUCAUAUUGUGGUAUGAUCAUACCCACUCUUGCCCUGGAAAUACACAUAUCAAAUAAAGAAUCUGGCGAAGAACCACUUCUUAACCUCAAGGGGUACUUUGCCGGGAAUCCAGUGACUGACGACAGGUUUGACACCGCUGGUAAAGUCCAAUUUUUUCAUGGCAUGGGAUUGCUAUCGGACGAACUUUACGAGAAUGCAAAGAAAAUUUAUCCACAGUUUGCCAUGGAGAACUGCGGAGGAAAUUAUAGUGAUCCACCCAAUGUGUUAUGCGCCGAGUCCAUCCAAGCUAUUGACGAUAGCGAUGCCCAACAGCUAUCUUAUAUCUGGGCAAAUGAUGAGGGAGUAAGGGAGAGUCUUGGCGUUCGCAAGGGAACAAAGGGGGAAUGGAAAAGAUGUGAUCGCGACCUACCGUACGCUAGAGAUAUCACAAGUACAGUAGAGAUUCAUUCGAGGCUACGCAGACAAGGAUAUCCAGCGCUGAUAUACAGCGGCGACCAUGAUAGCAAGUUUCCCUUCGUUGGCACGCAAGCAUGGAUAAGAUCUCUUAACCUGUCUAUCACAGAUGACUGGAGACCAUGGCCAAGUUGCUGGGUAAGUUGUCCUGUGCCUGCUGAAAGUUCCUUCUUUGGGGGUCUAUUCCACGGUAUUAACUUAUUUUCUCCAACAUAUGGGGAAAAACGAUAUUUGAAUGUUCAGCAAAUUCCUGAACAUAUCUUUCGAAGUGUUACGACAAUAUUUUGGAGCUUAAACAUCUUUGCCUAUGACAACAUUCAGUACAACUGCAUAACCAUUUUUUAUCCGAUUGAAGUCUUCAACUAAUUUUAGAGCAAAAUGUCUUCACCUAAUCAACAUUGGCAGGUUAGCGUUGCCUAAGUCUUACACUGCUAAAAUAAAUUUGAUUUUUCCAAAUUCACAAGAAGUUACUCGACUGACCUAACAUAUGCAACUGUGAAGGUAAGUGCUUCAGACACUUAAUAUUUUCUUUUCCAGAGCAUAACUAAACCAGGAUAAACUCUACUGCCCUAGUCAGUGGAUGUAUUAUAAUAUCAUAAGCAUAUAUCUGUGGAUUACCAUGUAGGGUGCUGGGCAUACUGCUCCAGAGUACAAGCCCAAGGAGUGCCUCGAGAUGUUCGCAAGAUGGCUUUCGGGUGACCCUCUGUGAAUGGCGACCUCCGUUUGGAUGAGCGUGUGUCAGUACGUGUCUGUCGCAUCUAGACAAUAAAUAAGGUUCCUAGGUAGAACCAACAUUGUUUUGCUUGCUUGGAUGUACACUCCUUGCACAAUUUGGUCAUGUUAAGUUGUGCAGCUUUUAAAAAAAA
This is a messenger RNA of Triticum aestivum (bread wheat), 1808 nucleotides long. Its product is annotated as serine carboxypeptidase-like 18. The record is from RefSeq and is a predicted model, not a curated record. Gene Ontology annotation, biological process: secondary metabolic process; proteolysis. Gene Ontology annotation, molecular function: serine-type carboxypeptidase activity; acyltransferase activity, transferring groups other than amino-acyl groups. Lineage: Eukaryota; Viridiplantae; Streptophyta; Magnoliopsida; Poales; Poaceae. The transcript is spliced from 10 exons. Bases 1 to 1308 code for a protein of 435 amino acids.